AUGUGUGGCCGUGGCCUAACCUACUCUGGGGAAUCCAUGGCUGUGUGCUGCCCUUUAUCCAGUGACAAUUGGAAAUGGUUCGGCACAAAUUCCAAAGACAACAAUUAUUUAGAUUGCGUCUACUCCAAAAGCAAAAAGACACUCUUUGCCCUCACCAACACUUUCCAAUUGGAGGCAUGGGACUUGACGGCUGCAUCCCCUGAAUUGAUACGGAUUAUGGGUGAGUUUAGUAAUAUCCUCGACCAAGAAGAGAAGAUGAAGAAGAAGAAGAAGAAGUUGUUACGGUCCAGAGACGACUUGACAUGUUGGCAUGAGUACCAUCUGGUGGUUGCCGGAGAGGAUCUCCUGGUGGUGACUCAGUACAUAAUGGAAUCCGUUGACUUGGAUGGUUUGUAUUUCGACUCAUACUUAGAAGAAUCACCUUCUGACCUCACGACUGCGACUAUUGAUUUUGAUGUGUAUAGAUAUGAUCCAGAGGAUGGGGAUCUCAAGUAUGUGGAAGGUUCGUGUUUGGGUGGUUGGGCUCUUUUCGUAGGUAACUACAACCACUCUGUUGCGUUGCGUGCGCGUGACUUUCCAGAGCUGAAGCCCAACUCCAUCUACUUUACAGAUACUUUACCGGAUAGUUAUGAUUCUAAUCAAGGUAACCAUGACAUUGGCAUCUUCAGUUAUGAGGAUAAGACUGUGUCACCGUGCUAUUAUCCAUGUGACCCUCCCAACCUAAAACCGAUGUUCCCAGAGCCCAUGUGGUUUUUCCCAACCAACUUCUGA
Striga asiatica is the source of this 771-nucleotide messenger RNA. The record is from the annotation of a GenBank genome assembly. NCBI's taxonomy places the organism in Eukaryota, Viridiplantae, Streptophyta, Magnoliopsida, Lamiales, Orobanchaceae.